Messenger RNA from Penicillium verhagenii, 2298 nucleotides. Its product is annotated as LIM domain protein. The coding region runs from base 1 to 2298 and encodes 765 amino acids. The record is from RefSeq and is a predicted model, not a curated record. The transcript has 3 exons. Lineage: Eukaryota; Fungi; Ascomycota; Eurotiomycetes; Eurotiales; Aspergillaceae.
AUGAUGCACAAAAACUCCAAGACUGGCCAACGGAAGGUCUCUCCUCCUGGCCCAACUUACAUGAACGGCGAUCAGAUCGCGAACUACUUGAAAGAGCUUCGAUCGAACCGUCCAGCUCGUCCCACCGGCUCUCGCCCAUAUCCAGGAAAAUCAACAACAUCUACAACUACAGCUAGCAUUCAAGAUGACCUACCUCCGCGCGCUUCCUCCGCCUUCUCCAUGCAUCGUCCGUCUGAAGAACCCGUCGAAGAGCAACCCCGUGCUGGCAGCUCAUUAUCGCAUCGCCGAACAACUUCUCACGUCCCCCAGAGUGGCACCACCGAGCGUCCCUUAGCCCAAGGGCCACGCUCAAUGUCUGUACGGAAGAACGUCUUCCCGGCGCAAGUCUUCUCACGCUCUGUUCCAAUUACUUCAUCUCCGGCUCCCUCUUAUCGUGAGAAUGGACAUAGACUACAAGAAAAAGAGGAGGCGCGUUCUCUACGUGAUGCUCUGCAGGGUGUGAACUUGGAAGAUGACGAGACUCGCAUCCACUCGGCAGCCCAGAAUGAGGCUACAGAGCUGGUUUGGAUGCACCAGAACCCUGGCAUGGCCAACAAGAACCCCUACGCGCCUUAUUACAACCCAGACUCUAGCAGGGGAGGUCCAAGCCCCGCACGAAGAAGCUCCGACUUCUCCUCCAAGAAAUGGCGACAUUCAGUUGGUUCCAGUGGCUCCUCGAGUAACCCAUCGAGUCCAGAGUUUACCAUGGACUCGUCGAAAAGACGGUCAUCUCGGGCGGGUAACCUGAAGAAGAAUCUCAAAGUGAAUUUCGCCCUGCCAGACGAUCCACCGGAGAAGCCCGCUUCCAAACCUCGAACAGUCAGUGGUGACUCCUCUAAGGGUGUGUUCAACAAUCCCAAUGACCAUAUCUACGAAGAACCCAACCAGUUCAGUAAAGAAGCAGCCGACGAGCGGCCUUUCUUCUCAAGGUCCGCCUCCUCAGCAUUACGAAAUGAACCCCGCAAUGCACUUCCCCGCACUCCUAAGCCUCUUCCCUGGUUGCGGGAUCGAAACAGCAAUGGGUCUGUCCGUGACAAAAUUUCCAAAUUCGACAUUCACAAGAACCCACCUACCCAAUCUCGGAACGCUGGGUACACAAGAAACGAAUCGACUCCACCACCCGCACCCUCUACCACGGAAGACGAGAUCCCCACAAAAGAUGGAAUUGAGAUCCGCAGUGAUGACAUCCGAGCUGCUACCAGCAAACGGCUCAAAGACCGAAGUGAGAAUCUUCCUAAGCCUUCUGCCGUUAGUGAUCGAGUCGGGCGGCCGAUCGUGAGUUUCGAUCCCAAGUGGCAACCAGCAAACCAACCAAAGUCCGCUGCACCUCCAUUACCCAUUAUUGAGAUAGCAGCGCCUACCAUUGAGGUCACGCCCAGCAUUGAAGUGUCUGCGCCGCCUCCUAUUCCCGUGAUCAAUAUACCAGAUAUCAAAGAGCCAACCAUCUCGGAAUAUAGCUCUUCUACCAAACAAGAAAGCAGACCCAUGAGACAAGCGCCGGCAGCAGCAAACCGUCCGGCUAACCCCAGGCCCCUGGCAAGACAGCCCUCGGAGCCACAGAGUCGGUGGACCACACCAUACAGCCGGUCCGGUGUACCGACUGCCAGCUGCGAGGCCUGCUCGCUUGGUAUUUCUGGAAAGAUCGUUACUGCGGGAGGAUGUCGAUUCCAUCCGGAGUGUUUCGUCUGCUUCCAUUGCCAGACGCACCUAGAAUGCGUAGCGUUCUACGAGGAACCCGCUGCCAGUCGCGAUGAACGCCUGGCAAGCUCACCGGAUGAGGACCGUGUGCCUCGGUUCUAUUGCCACUUGGAUUUCCACGAGCUAUACAGCCCUCGAUGCAAGAGCUGCAAGACCCCUAUUGAGGGCGAGGUGGUAGUUGCCUGCGGUGCAGAAUGGCAUGUCGGCCACUUCUUCUGUGCCGAGUGCGGAGAUCCUUUCAAUUCGACGACUCCCUUCGUUGAGAAGGAGGGCUUCGCCUGGUGCCUCAAUUGCCAUUCUCGCCGUACUGCAUCACGUUGUCAGGGCUGUAAGCAGCAUGUACUGGAUGAUGUUGUUGUCAAUGCUAUUGGUGGACAAUGGCAUGAGCGCUGCUUCGCCUGCCACGAGUGUGGUGAAGGAUUCGGUCCAGAAGGCCGUUUCUUUGUUCGUGAAGGCGAGCCGAAGCGUACGGCCAAAGGUCGUAUCAUUGGUGGACCUGUCCAGCUAGCUGUCUGUGAGCGAUGCGAAGGCAUCCGUCUCAAAGCGCCUGGCAUGUGUUGA